This is a messenger RNA of Fusarium venenatum, 2748 nucleotides long. RefSeq lists its product as uncharacterized. The record is from RefSeq and is a predicted model, not a curated record. NCBI's taxonomy places the organism in Eukaryota, Fungi, Ascomycota, Sordariomycetes, Hypocreales, Nectriaceae.
AUGGAGGAUCCAUGGGGUUCUCCUUGGACCAACGACUCACCCCCGAAGAUAGACCUUCCCGCGCCGCCGCCGAAUGCGCACUUCACUGCGGACCACUCGGGCAGCUCGCAGCGUGUCUCGCCUGCUCUCGCACCAUGGAACGACGACGAUGAUGCCUGGGGCGGUUGGGCUGAGGCCGGUAAGGAUGGCAGUCCUCGAUGGGGAAGAAGUCCUGGAUUGCGGCCUAUCGGGGGGAGCCCUUCUGGUUCGAGGUUACCGUCGCCGGCACCGGAUCCGUGGGGUCGACCACCCACGUUUGAUACUGCACGUUCGAAGAGAGAUGAUAACGGAGAUUCUGCGAUUAGUCUUGGUGAAGGACUGCGGCCGAUUAUAGGGCGGGUUGCGACAAGGUCACCAUCUCCUGCGCGCUCAUUUAAGGAUAAUGCGGCGGAUAUAUGGCAGCAACCAGAUCCGGCGCUUUCGAAUAGGAGCGUUACUCCUUUGCCGAGCGAGGGGGAAGGACGACCGGGUUCGCCAGAAGGGGCGCCUAGGCCUGCUUUACAACCUAAGACGAGACCAUCUCCUUUACGACAACCGUCCAACAAAGUUUCGGAAUUGGUGGAAAUGUUUGAUGAUAUUUCUAAGAGGAAUCACAGUGUCUCGCCCGUUGAUCCAUCUAUGCGAACAGUUUCGGGAAAUGCAUCUUCGGUUGGGGACGUCACACCUGAGCUAAGAGCGAAUGGAUUCGAAGAGCCUAGGGAGGAUUUACAAACGAAAAAUGAUACCGAAAUGGAGCUAGAAUAUGAUUUGAAAACAGAAGAAGAGCCUGAGCAGAAAUUGGCCGAACCAGAGGCGGAGGAGUCGGAAUUUGAGCAUGAGCCAGAAGCAAAACCUGAAAUUGCUCCUGAAGAACUACCAAAGGAGGAGAAUGAAGUGGUGGAAGGCGAGACGAAGGAGUUUGUCAAGGGCGAAAGAGGCCAGACAGAAUCGGACACAUGGUCGGAUUUUGAAUCGCCUAUUCAAGAUGCUCCUCAGAAGGAGACUCAGGGGCCUGAACCAGAAGUCUCGAAGGACCAACCACAUGUGAUGGAAACUUCGACAGAGGAAGAGACACCUGCGGGACCAGCACCAGUACGGCCAAAGCCACCUUCGGAGCCUUUCUCAAUUGAUAUGUCAAAGCUCGAUGCCCUCUUCCCCUCAGUCGACACCUCCUUUCCAUCCCCAGAGCCAGUCCCCGAUGUCAUUAUUGACGACAGCUUCACUGCUAUAUCUGAGCGUAAAGCUUGGUAUCUAAUGUCAAGACCUGGGUCGAUGCGGAAACACAACAUGGGAGACGAUGAAAACUAUGUGCGCGUUGGAUGGAACAACUCUCAUGUGCGUGAGCAGUCUAUAAGAAUUGUGAGACGAUGGAUGGAGGAAGACUCUAUUACUGGACGUGUGGUUCUUGGCCGAAGAGGUGGUGCUGCUGGUGCGAAGAUUUUCAACUGGGAUUCCUCAGCACCAUCGACCGAGAUUUCAAUCUCGGAACUACUCGCACGCAAGAAUCAUUCGAGACAGGCCUCAGCUGCCUCCAAGGGCACAGUAGCAUCACCUACGGCGGCAUCAUUCGGAUGGGGCCAUGCUCCGAUUCCCUCACCUACUGCUGCUGCACCAACAUCUGCGCCUCGCACGUCCAAUGUCAGUGAGCCUGAAUCGGCUUCGACUGCUGAACUGUCACCUGUUGAGGCUACUAAGACAUCUCCCGUCUCAAAGACGAGACCACCGCCUCUUGAUUCCUCUCCAAAACCGCGUAUCACCGAGGAGCCUCCUUCUCCUAUUAAGCCAAUAUCACUAGAACCCACAAACCGACCUAUAUCUAUUUCACAACCUCUGCCCUUUCCGGCAUCACCUACAAUUUCUGAACCUCGGUCUCCCAUCAACACUACUGCCCUCUUAUCAACCAACCGACCCGUAUCAAUCUCACAAGCACCAAGAUCCCCUCUUGCACAGCCUCCAACAAACGCAGGAUGGGGCGAAGACGAAGACGAUGAUGAUUGGGGAGAUAUGGUUUCGUCACCCACAGUUGAAACAAAUGGCGGGAUUGCUUCUAUGAAUGCAAUUGUAGAUGCCGAAAGAGCCAAAGACAAAGAAAACACUGGAAAAUCUUUGAUUGCAGGCCAAUCUCCAAUGGUAGAGUCUUUCAAGGAUGAGCCUGAGGUGAAUUCGCAAUCCAACGGUCGUCUUUCCAUGGAUACUUUGGCAGUACCAUUGCAGGACUUUGCGCCGAACAAUCCUCGGUUAACGGGAAACCACUUGAAUAAACCGCAAUUGUUGCAAGAUACGGCCUUGGGCCAUUCUCGAUCCGCGACUAUCGACCUUCUUACUUCACCUAGAAAGAUGCCAAUGUCUGGCCACUCACGAUCGACAACAAUCGAUUUGGGAAACCCUCGCUCGCCUCUGAAUGGGUUUGUAUCUGUAAACUUGACCCCCAAUGAGGCAAAAUCUUCCGUUGAACAAACAAACAAAGUCAACAGCUGGGACUCUUGGGGUUUAGGACUGAUUGAUGACUCCAACAGACCAGUCAGUCCAGAAAAGGCCAGCGCGUUCACAAACGAUACGCCAAAAACAUUAACAACACCUCUUGAUACACUGAAGGGUAACUCUACACCUAAGAAGCCACGGCCCAUGUCACUACCCGUUCCUCCCCGACCACAGACAAUUGUAGAAGACGACGAAGUUGUCGCAAAUAUUCUCCGAGAUCUUCCAGAUCUCUCUUACAUGUUACGAUGA